CGAUCUUCUUCUUCCUCUGCUGCUUUGCGGGAAGCUGUGUUCGGGAAAAAAAUAUGGGUAUUCGAGAAUUGAAAGAAGAAUCAAUGGGGUGGCCUUCUCUCUUGGUUUCAUUGUUCAUGUUAUGGUCAUCACUUCUACUACCCUGCAGCGGCAACAAGGACAGAUUAACAGUAGGGAAAACUAUAAGCGGGAACCAGACUAUAAUCUCCGCAGGUGAAACCUUCGCCUUGGGCUUCUUCAGUCCCGGGAAUUCUACCAAUCGUUAUCUUGGAAUAUGGUACAACAACAUUCCCGUAAAGACGGUCGUAUGGGUCGCCAACAGGGAAGCACCCCUUUCCCUUCCAGAGGAUUCUUCCGGAGUUUUCACUAUCAGCGACAACGGCAAUCUCGUGGUUUUGGAUGGAAACGGAAGAAUUGUAUGGUCAUCAAAUGUUUCAGCUGCUGAUAUGGAUAAGAAAAAUACCUUUGGAUUAUUAAUGGACUCGAGCAAUCUUGUUUUGAGACAGAGCAGUGAUCAAUCUGACUUGUGGCGAAGUUUUGAUUAUCCCUCCGACACAGCACUGCCCGGCAUGAAACUUAGCUCGAAUGUAAAGACUGGGCAGAGCAUCCAUUUAACAUCAUGGAAAAACGAAGUCGACCCGGCACCAGGAGAAUUUCUUUUAGAAGUCAAUAGGGGGAUGGCCAUCAGGAGGGGGCCGAAUCUAUUUGCGAGAACUGACUGGGAUGGAAAUCCGUCAAUUGGAUCACUUCUGAAAGUAGGCAACUAUGCGUUCUACCUCACCGUCACAAUCAACGAUGAGGGGGUUAACGUCACUUUUACACUGUCACAGCUCUCAGUUUUUUCAAGGUUUGUUCUGAAUCAAAAUGGACGGGUCGAGCUGAUGUCGUGGUUUAACAAGGAGUGGAUGACGCUAUGGUCGGCUCCAGAGAAGGAAUGUGAUUUCUAUGGAAGGUGCGGUCCAAACGCUAGUUGUUACCAAAACAGCUCUUCAUCGAUCUGUAAGUGCUUGGAUGGGUUCAAGCCUAAAGUUGAUAGUGAAUGGGAUAUAGGGAAUUGGUCAGGAGGCUGCAUUAGGCGAAAGGAACUUUCUUGUAGCAGCAAUGGAUUUUUGAGAGUUGAUGUGAUGAAGCUGCCCUAUGCCUAUCACUUGAUUACCAUAAGGAAUUCAAGUGUGACAGAAUGUGAAACUGAAUGCAAGAGGAACUGCUCCUGUACGGAUUAUGCUUUUAGAAAGUAUGAAAAUGGAGCUGCAUCAAGGUGUCUAAAUUGGUUUGGAGAUUUCGAUGAUCUAGUGCAAGACGACAUCAACGGGAAAGACUUUUAUGUACGUCUUGAUGGCUCUGAAUUAGUUGGAACCCCCGAGGCAAAUAACUUCAUGGAUAAGAACAGAGUUCGAGUUAUAAUUUCAAUAUCAGCAGCUUCUUCUGCUUUGCUUCUUAUUGGUGCUUUUGUAUAUUCUUUACGGAGAAGGUUAACAGAGCAUGCUGUAGGUGGAAGUGACACAAGUGUUGUUGAAAUUAUCUAUAAGGAAUCUGAAGUAUUAGCAAGUGAGACCAACUCCCCGGAGCUGUCUUCCUUCAGUCUUAGUACUUUGAGAGUUCUUACUGACAACUUUUCUGUAACAAAUAAAUUGGGAGAGGGUGGAUUUGGCCCUGUUUAUAAGGGAAGCUUGCUUGAUGGCCAAGAAGUAGCUAUUAAAAGGCUCUCUGAGAAGUCUGAACAAGGAUUUGAGGAGUUCAUGAAUGGGCUAAAACUAAUUGCUAAACUCCAGCACAGAAACCUUGUUAGACUCGUAGGUUUCUGCAUUGAAGAAAAGGAAAAGAUACUGAUAUACGAGUACAUGCCAAACAAAAGCUUGGACAAGUUCUUAUUUGGUCCAACCAAAGACUCAGAGUUGGAUUGGAAUACACGCUUUGACAUCAUAGAAGGUAUUGCUCAAGGGUUACUUUAUCUUCACGAGCAUUCCAGAUUAAAGGUUAUUCAUAGGGAUCUGAAGGCAAGCAAUAUACUAUUGGAUGGAGAUAUGAAGCCCAAAAUUUCAGAUUUUGCGACGGCAAGAAUAUUUGGGAUAAACCAAACGGAAGCAAACACUUGUAGAUUGGUGGGGACGUUGUAAGUUGCAUUCAUGUUAUCAUAC
This is a messenger RNA of Nelumbo nucifera (sacred lotus), 2138 nucleotides long. RefSeq names its product G-type lectin S-receptor-like serine/threonine-protein kinase At4g27290. The record is from RefSeq and is a predicted model, not a curated record. Lineage: Eukaryota; Viridiplantae; Streptophyta; Magnoliopsida; Proteales; Nelumbonaceae. Gene Ontology annotation, biological process: recognition of pollen; protein phosphorylation. Gene Ontology annotation, molecular function: protein kinase activity; ATP binding.